UGCUCUCUUUUAAUAGAGGCUUUCUCAGUAAAAGCAAAGUGUGCUAGGAGAUAUUGAGGAGGUAGUGUGCUGUGUGUUGGGAAGAUAAACAAGUAAACAAAAGUGAUGUUGUGGAACUUGGUAUCAAGGGCAUAUGUGGGAAACAUGGCAGUUUGUAGAUUGAAUCAAAGAGAUGCAGUAAUACCAAGAUAGUACCACACUCGUGGUUAUUGCUUAACUUAAUCAACAGAGGAACUCCUUCAAACAGUUCCCGUCCAGGACCCAUCAGCAAUGAUCUCUGGUGGAAUCUCCCAACAACCAGACCUGUUGCAGUUCUCCUUGGCAACCAUUGACCAAUCACAGCUCCAGGAGGACCUUUCACCCAGCACCUUGCCGAGCAACACAUCAGAGAGCAUGUCUAUUGACUCCACUCAAGUCAGUGGGAGCAUAGCCGCUGUAAAGACUGUUGCCAAGAGUUCCCCAAAGAAGGGAGGAGUCAAAACAAAAGGGGAGGAGGAGAUGGAACAGAAGCCAAGAGUAGAUGAGGUUCCUCAGCUACCAGAUGUUAAGGAAUUACUGGUCAGGAUUCGUUACCGUUCCAAAGAAGUGGUGAGAGACCACAUCAAGAACUCUAAAGGCUGUUUGGCAUUUUACAACAAACCUUGGGAUUUUCAGGUUCCCCAUGAAAAUUGCCCUGCGGGAGUGCAAUUCCCUGAUAUCACCAACGAGGAGGAGGAGGGAAUGACAGAAAGUCAGUUCAAGUUCACAAAGCAAGUCCUGGCAGCCUUAGAGAAGGGGUUGUUUUUGCGAUGCGAUGACUACGGAAACGUCUAUGCAACUCGUUUCUGCCGAAGCAAGAUCUUUUGGUAUAGCACAGAAAAGGGGCCUAUUGCUGAUGCUGAAAUGUCGCGCUCAACUCCCACUGUAACAUUUCAGAAGCUCGAACGCAAUAAAGAAGUCAUGGUUUUUGAUAACAUGCUGUUUCAGAAGAAGCUGUUACAUUACGUCAUCAACAAGCCGACUUUCCAGAAGGAACAAACAACCAACAAACACACCAUACCCAUCAGCCCAGCCAUCUUCUUUACAUUCGCGCAGUCUUGGAAUCCCUUGACCAGCGCCCUCAGUAGCUGUCUAGUGUCCAUGGUAGUCAAUCCAGUAAAAGCCAGGAUGCAGCGUCAAUGGGGGAAUGAGGACCGCCAUGAAUCGUACGAUUUGAGUAACUACAGGGCUCAGAUCUCAAGUCAAAGCGGGCUUCACAUGCCAGAGCCAAACGUUACCAGCAUGAAGAAUUAAACCUGCUGACCUAUGAAAACAAUUACACUGCAUCUUUGGCAGAGUAUGAUGAAGAACCAACAUCCCCAGGCCACUCAAUGACCCUUGAUUGGUUUAGUCUGGUGUCCAGACUCAUCAACUCAACCAUAUGACAUCUGAAUGAUAGAAAGAGAGGUAAAAUACACAUGCAUGAGCACUCCUGUGUCCUUGGAUGUGUCUGGUCAAGGUAUUGGUUAGAUGUCUCUUAGCUGGCCUUGGAAGCUUUGCAGUGUCACUGUGUAAAUUGUGCAACUCUGGAUCAUUUGUACAGCUUUGAGCUUAUAAAUAUUUAUCAUUAACAUUACUGUGUGUAGUACCGUUACCAAGGUGUUAUCUGUCACAUUGUUACUUCGUAUUCCUGAAGUUGUACAGAGGUAGCAUUGCAGCCAGCUUUCUGGAUCAGAAACAACUUCAGUUUAUGAGACCUUGAAUGACAAAUUCUUACACAAGCAACCCUUUGUUCUUAAAAUAAAAUGUGAGGAUUUUUUGUUGGUUAUUUUUUCCUCAUUACAGGAUUCUGUUAACACCCUCACACUAAAACAGUUCCGUUAAACAAAUCUAGUAACUGCUGUCACUGAACCAGGGAAUGUCCAGAUGUCAGAACUCAAAACUUGGUAAAAUAAUUUUAUACAUAUAUAAUAUCUUCUACAAAACAUAUGAGUCAAGAGUUCUCAGGUAAAAUGCUUGUCCAGACUUGGCCAUAAGAAGGUCACAUGACCCUUUUUUGCUCACUAGAGGGAACUUCAUGUGACCCUUUUUUGCUCACUAGAGGGAACUUUAGACCGUUGUUCUACUGCUGACGUAGCAAGCCACCCAUGAACUGAUUUUUCAUCUAUUUAUACAGUGAACAUGUACAUGUCAGCACAGGAUAUUCAUGUUAUGUCUCUUUUUAAAUAUGGGCGAUUCACAAUAGUGGAUCUCCAAGUUUGCAUCGUGUUAGCCAAUCACGAUGCGCGAAAUCUGUAGACCCAAUGCGCAUUUGGAAAGGGUCAAUAGAUUGUGUUUAUUGUGAUUGGCUAAUGCAUUGCAAACUCUUGGAGACACACUGUAGUGAAUGACCCGCAAUGUUUAUCAUUACAGGUUGCGGUCUGUCAACCGCACUCAAAGCUUUGUAGCUUGUAUGUGAAAUAGCAGAGCAGGUGUGUACAGUACGUGGACAUUUGUCUGCUUUUACAGUAAAAUGAUGAUCUUCAUCAUAGCUUACUGUCCAAAAGUAAAGGUGGUAUUUGUAGUGCUUAAAAGUUGUUGAAUAUUUUGUUUAUGUGAAAAAACUCUCUUCUUAUUCAUCUUGUGAAUAUGGGUUUCAUAUUUCUGAUGUCCUUGUAAAUACACAUCGCUAAGUAAAAAGUUGCUAGCAAAAUAAAAUGUAAUAUAGAAGGGAUGAUUAAUUCUGUGAGAAUCUUACAGCACUUUGUAAUUGAUGUUGUUGUUGCUAGUUUGUUCCAUUUGAAGGGAUACUCUGAAUAUCCUUCCAUCCACACACCCCUCACAACUUUCCCCAUAUUUCUGUUAGGGUACGUUUUCAACUUUCACGUGGCAUUAUUUAUUGUAAAUUACCUGUAAAUGUUCAUGCUUAAACUGUCUCUUUGCUUGAGUGAUUUCUUUCAUACCACGGUUUUCCAGAACAAAUUGGUCAUGGAUGGAGACACCUCCGAUGGCUUUUCACAUGCAAGGAAGACUAGGCAAUGAGAUUGGAGACAUGAUUGGUCUCCUAAUCCAUGCUGAAGUCCAGACAUCAGUACUUCAGUCUAAUACGUAAUUAAGAGAAUUGUGAGAAUUUGGACACUUUGUGGACGUGCUGUUAGAAUGGAGGCUUACGUACAUUGAGUGCAGGGAAAGGCCAUUACAGGGAAUGUGUCUCGUUUUAAAAGAGUGCCCUCAAAUAGUCACAUACCACCCAUGAGGCAUCACCUUCCAAAUGUUCUAUUGAUGGCCACUUCAUGAGGUUUUGUGGACAUGCAGUUGUUGCUUUAGAGUUGUAUGCAUUGCGCAGUUAAAGAUUCAAAUCAUUAACUUGCAGUGAAUGAAAUAAAGUAAUUGGUGCCUAUUUAACUCUUUGUGUUGUUUGACCCAUUGUGUGCCAUGUAAAGUCAAACUGUAAUUUUUCCAAUUGAUCUUAGAUUUGGGGGGACUUAUAAGAUUUUUUCCUUCUAUGUACCAAUUUCACGGAAGCAUAAUAUUUCAACUCUCCCUGAUAUAAAACAAAUGAAUUUACAAAAUGUGAUGCGCCAUUUUGGUUUCUUCAGAAUCUUCCAGUCAUGCAUAGUCUGUUUCAAUGGGUUUUAUAGCUAAAUACAAUUUUAUGAGCCAAUAAAGUGAAAACUGAAGUUGAAGGACA
Acanthaster planci (crown-of-thorns starfish) is the source of this 3628-nucleotide messenger RNA. RefSeq lists its product as uncharacterized. Gene Ontology annotation, biological process: regulation of transcription by RNA polymerase II; immune system process. The record is from RefSeq and is a predicted model, not a curated record. Gene Ontology annotation, cellular component: nucleus. Gene Ontology annotation, molecular function: RNA polymerase II cis-regulatory region sequence-specific DNA binding; DNA-binding transcription factor activity, RNA polymerase II-specific; protein binding. Lineage: Eukaryota; Metazoa; Echinodermata; Asteroidea; Valvatida; Acanthasteridae.